AGUGCGCCUCGCGCCUCGGACACGCCGCGCUCAGGGUACUGAUGCGGCACCCCAGCUCGGAGCUGGCGACGCUGCAGCGGCGGCUGGACGUCAUAGAAUUCUUCACGCGGCCGGAGAACGACAGCCUCAUGCGGAACAUCUGCUCCUCUCUCAGAUACAUCAGGAACGUCAACGGCAUCCUUGCAAAAAUAAAAGCGUUGUCAGCCAAACCUUACCAGUGGAAGGCGCUUUACAAUACUUUAUACCACGCGGUGCUGAUCUGCGAGGUGUGCGAGAGCGCGGAGGAGAGCGGCGGUCUGCUGCGGGACCUCGCCACCACAGACAUACAGCAUCUGUACGAGAUGGCGCUGAGCAUGAACAGGAUCAUAGACUUCGAGCUGUCCAAGACGGAGGGCAAGUUCACUGUGAAGGCGGGCGUCGACCCAGACCUCGACAUCAAGAAGCAGACGCUGGCGAGCCUGGGCGGGCUGAUGUCGGAGACGGCGAAGGUGGAGCUGGCGCGGCUGCCGGAGUGCGUGCAGGAGUGCAGCAUGCUGUACCUGCCGCACCUCGGCUACCUGCUGGGCGUGCGCGCCUGGCGCCCAGACCUCACCGCCUCGCAGAAGGAACUGCCCAACAUGAAGUUCAUGUUCCAAAACAACGACUACAUACAUUACAAGAGUAAGGGGUGCGAAGAGCUGGACGUGAUGAUAGGCGACACGUACCCGGAGAUCGUGGCGCACGAGACGCGCAUCAUGAUGCGGCUGACGGCGCUCGUGCUGCAGCACCUCCGCACCCUGGCCGCGCUCCUCGACAAGUGCGCGCACCUCGACUGGUAUCUCUCUCACUACCACCAUCAAUUGUAUUCUAUUCCUUCGCCUGAGAUUCAAACGAUCUUCUGCUUUUGAAAUCACUUUACUAAUUAAACAUUAAAAGUUGCUCUACGAUAUUAAUUCUUGUUCCCCGUCAAGUCUGAUAGCCAUGGC
Messenger RNA from Papilio xuthus (Asian swallowtail), 965 nucleotides. RefSeq names its product mutS protein homolog 5-like. The record is from RefSeq and is a predicted model, not a curated record. The transcript is spliced from 8 exons. Lineage: Eukaryota; Metazoa; Arthropoda; Insecta; Lepidoptera; Papilionidae. Gene Ontology annotation, biological process: mismatch repair; chiasma assembly. Gene Ontology annotation, molecular function: ATP binding; ATP-dependent DNA damage sensor activity; mismatched DNA binding. Gene Ontology annotation, cellular component: nucleus. Bases 42 to 887 code for a protein of 281 amino acids.